UUCCUGGCCGGCCCCGGAAACCAGCAGGCAGUGGAGAGCGGGGCCGGGGGGGAGAUAGCGGCCCCAGCAGCCCCAGCCCUCAGACAGACAGCGGGGAGGGAGGGAGGGUGCUGGGGGGACAACCCCCCACCAUUCCUACCGCUAUGGGCCCAACCUCCCACUCCCACCUUCCUUCCAUCGGCCGAGGCUAGGACACCCCCAAGUCCCGUCGCCCCCCUGGCACCGACAUCCCGACAGAGACAGAGACACAGCCAGCCGCCACCACCGCUGCCGCAGCCUGGCUGGGGAGGGGGCCAGCCCCCCAGGCCCCCCACCCCACUGAGGUGACCAGAAUGGAGCUGUGGCCCGGGGCAUGGACGGUGCUGCUGCUGCUCUUACUGUUGCUGCUCUUCCUGCUGCCCACACUGUGGUUCUGCAGCCCCAGUGCCAAGUACUUCUUCAAGAUGGCCUUCUACAAUGGCUGGAUCCUCUUCCUGGCUGUACUCGCCAUUCCUGUGUGUGCUGUGCGAGGACGCAACGUUGAGAACAUGAAGAUCUUGCGUCUAAUGCUGCUCCACAUCAAAUACCUGUACGGAAUCCGAGUGGAGGUGCGAGGGGCUCACCACUUCCCUCCCUCACAGCCCUAUGUCGUUGUCUCCAACCACCAGAGCUCCCUUGACCUGCUUGGGAUGAUGGAAGUACUGCCAGGCCGCUGUGUGCCCAUUGCCAAGCGUGAGCUACUGUGGGCUGGCUCUGCUGGGCUCGCCUGCUGGCUAGCAGGAGUCAUCUUCAUCGACCGGAAGCGCACAGGGGAUGCCAUCAGUGUCAUGUCUGAGGUUGCCCAGACCCUGCUCACCCAGGACGUGAGGGUCUGGGUUUUUCCUGAAGGAACAAGAAACCACAAUGGCUCCAUGCUGCCCUUCAAACGUGGAGCCUUCCAUCUUGCAGUGCAGGCCCAGGUUCCCAUUGUCCCCAUAGUCAUGUCCUCCUAUCAAGACUUCUACUGCAAGAAGGAGCGCCGCUUCACCUCGGUGUUGUGGCUGCAGGAACUGCACCAGAGUCACGUGAUCGGUGUGUUGGCCUACUGAAUGUGCGUUGAACUUCCCAUCAGUAUGACUACAAGAUUCCCAUGGAAAAUCACAC
Molecule: messenger RNA, 1122 nt
Organism: Galeopterus variegatus (Sunda flying lemur)
Lineage: Eukaryota; Metazoa; Chordata; Mammalia; Dermoptera; Cynocephalidae
Gene: AGPAT1
Product: 1-acylglycerol-3-phosphate O-acyltransferase 1
Exons: 8
Coding region: 333-1067 (244 amino acids)
Biological process (GO): phosphatidic acid biosynthetic process
Cellular component (GO): endoplasmic reticulum; membrane
Molecular function (GO): 1-acylglycerol-3-phosphate O-acyltransferase activity
Source: RefSeq, a predicted model, not a curated record